AUGUAUAGAUAUGGAUCUUGUCCAAGAUAUGGUGAUACAUUCACAACAAACCAAAAAUUCAAGUAUCAUUUAACUGAAAGAAAGCACCCUUGUGCACUUCGAAAUAUAUUACAAGCAACUGUGCCAGUUUCUAGCUCUGAACCCUU
Molecule: messenger RNA, 146 nt
Organism: Racocetra persica
Lineage: Eukaryota; Fungi; Glomeromycota; Glomeromycetes; Diversisporales; Gigasporaceae
Source: the annotation of a GenBank genome assembly